AUGAGGCUCUUUGUGGCCGCCGUCGUCGCUGUGCUAUCGGUCACGGUCGCGACCCGACAAAUUGGAUCGGUUCCCGGUUGUCCGGAUCUCGAUGUCUUAGAGGCUGAAGUCGACACCAGUGCUGAUUUUUUGAAUAACUUGUUGCUAUGUUUUUGCAAGGUUCAUGAUAAAGACAAGGUCUACAUUUCAUGUCUAUAUGGCUCUAGUCCAGAACAUCUUGACAAAGCUACGGAAGCGGUGAAAAAGGCAAACUUCACCACCACAAAGGUAGUGUCCUUUCACAUUCCCAAAGCGUUCCUGACUUUCACUAUUCAGAUCAGUUUCCAACAUAUCGAGUUUGCUGAUUCUGGUCUACCGUCUUUUGGUAAAUUAGCCCCUGCACUGGAAAGCCUCGAAAUCCGCGAAUGUACGAAUGUUGAACCAUUGAUUGUGCCGGAAGAAGCAUUUAAAGGGUUGGAAUCCACGCUGAAGAAUCUCACGAUCGAUUCUUGUAGCCUAAAAGAAAUCCCCGCCGCUAUCAAUGAUCUGAAACUACUUGAAACACUUGUUUUGGCAAAUAAUAAAAUUGAGCACGUUCAUGCGCCACGGCUCAGUAACAAGAAAGAGGUUAGUGCAUCUAACAAGUACUACUAA
Molecule: messenger RNA, 633 nt
Organism: Cooperia oncophora
Lineage: Eukaryota; Metazoa; Nematoda; Chromadorea; Rhabditida; Trichostrongylidae
Source: the annotation of a GenBank genome assembly